GUUAAAAGGAAACAACUAGGCACCCUUGGUAGGGACUGUCAGAACCUUACUAAUACAUUCAACUGAGCUUGCUGAAUUGAAGGCAAUGAUAAUGGGUGACUGGAGCAGAUCAUUGCCCUGUUGCCUCUGUGUGAUUGCAUGUUGUUGGCUCACUGCCUGUGCAGACGUGUCAUGCAAGAAUGAAAAGGGCACUUCUGUGGACUGGUUUAUUUUGUAUAAACUACCCAACGAUAAGAAAGGAAGUGGACUGAAGUAUUUGUACAUGGAUGAAAGCAGUAAUGGUUGGAAAUUUGGGACGAGCAACAUAAAUGACUCAGGCAGUGCAGUGGCACAGACACUGGAGCCUCUCUUUAGAUAUGUUGAGAGAAAGACUGAAGGCUUUGGGUAUCUCUUGUACAACGAUCAGCCCCCAACGAAUGAAGUACCUGCCUCAUCUUUCGGACACAGCAAAGGGGUGAUUCUCCUGGACAGACAAACAGGAGUGUGGUUGGCUCAUAGUACACCAAAGUUUCCAGGAAAAAAGAGGACCUCUUUCUGGCCUGAAAAUGGCAUUUAUUUUGGACAGGCCUUCCUUUGUGUAACAUACCCUUACAAGUUAUUCAGUGACAUUGCCAAACAACUUCAAUACAUUCACAUAUUUUCAUUCGAUUAUGACAUUCCCCAAACAUUCCCAUUAGACCUGCAAUGUGUGGCCCACAGAACAUGCUAUCCAAAAAAAGCACCAUGGGACAGAAAGCUAGAAAUGACAUCUCUAGCAGGAAGCACAUUUGUCAGUUUUGCAAAGUAUGCCAAAUACGGAGAUGAUCUGUACUCCGGGCUGCUUGUUGAACCUUUGGGUGAUGAUCUUCUUGCUAAAGGCUGGGGGCGCCUGCACAAACCCCUGCCAUCAAACUGCUCUGUGAAGCACAAUGUGUACAAUGUGAAAUCAGUGAAACUACCUCCCAUCCCACCGUUCAACAUCACGUCUGACCAUUCGAAGUGGUGCGCCACUAUGGGCAAAAAAACAGGCGUCUGGACGUGCAUUGCAGACAUGAACAGAGAAAUUGGUCAGAUGCGUAGAGGGGGCGGGGCUGUGUGCACAAGCAACACUGCUGUGUGGAAGGCAUUCAUUAAAAUGGUCGACCGCUAUGAAAAAUGCCCUUAAAGCAAACAGCUUUCCUACCUCCUGUUCCUCGCCUGCCCACUGUGUAGCUCAAUCCAAUGUAUAAGUAGUCAUGCUUUCCUGACUCAAGGACCUUGUUGAAAGGCCAGUCAGUAUAUAUUCACAGUUUUGGUUUUAGCUGUCGGAAUGCAAGCUUGCGAACCCUAUACUAAUAAAAAGAUUGUAUUGGUAGUCUUUCUCCAGACAUAUUUCAAGCUCAGAGACAUUAGUCACAUCCACUCGUAACACUUCAUUGUCAGUUUUUAAAAAUGAUGAAUUUAUUUAAAACACUGUUACCAAAAAAGGAGCUACAUUAUUUCCUGUGCAGAACACAGUUUACGGAAAUGGGUUGAUUUGAUUAUCUCUCCUCUGCUGGGAUAAGCUGGGGGUUUUAGAGCAGUUUGCAGUACAGGGGAAUCCAACUGGAUGGCAUCAUGCACUUAUUUUUAGAUGUAGUCCCGGGAUAACCACAGACAGGUGGUUGAUGUAAACCAGGGGGAUUCCCCGGUGCUGUGAAGUGCUCUAAAUAAAUCCAGCUAGCGGGGUAUAGGUAGGUCAAGUCAAACGCUAAGCCCUAUUUUGAAGCAAGUGUAAAAUUGCACGUCGUUUUAAUAAAAUCAGUUUAAAAAAAAAAAAAAAAAAAAAAAAAAAAAAAACUACACUUUCCUACAGCUGAGUUUUAAUACUUUCAGAAAGCUCCAUUUGCCAAAAACAAAUCUACACACACUGUUUAAUUUAACACAAAAUGCUGUACACGAUGAUGUAAAAUUAUAACAGAAUAUAAUCAAAACACAAUACAUUUUCAUAUUAGGCUUUAAUAAUAAAAUCCAAUGUGCAUUUUAACUCUAUAUUGUUUGUUUUUUUAAAAGAAAAAGAAUCACAGCCUAUAAUGCACCCUGAUACUUGCAGUAUACCCUUUUACCAGCAAGAGGCACUGUGAUCACACCUGUCCCGAUACUAGUUCGCAAAGACGAUUUGUAUGGCUAAUCGAACCGGUAUUAAUAACAAUUACUGAACCUUUCUUAAUGUUUAGAAUAAAGUUAGCAUACAAACGUACUUAGUACACAAGUACUUACUGAUGAUAUAUAGCUAGUAUUCUAUCACAAUAAGCAUACAAAAUUACAAAGCUUUGCAAAUCAUUAUGUUAAUGCAAUGAAGUAAAACUUUAACACCUACAGUUAAGGUAAUGAAAUGAGGUAAUUAAACAUA
This is a messenger RNA of Polyodon spathula (Mississippi paddlefish), 2350 nucleotides long. Its product is annotated as deoxyribonuclease-2-alpha-like. Gene Ontology annotation, biological process: apoptotic DNA fragmentation. The record is from RefSeq and is a predicted model, not a curated record. Lineage: Eukaryota; Metazoa; Chordata; Actinopteri; Acipenseriformes; Polyodontidae. Bases 86 to 1144 code for a protein of 352 amino acids. The transcript has 7 exons. Gene Ontology annotation, molecular function: deoxyribonuclease II activity.